AUUUUUUUUACCUAUUUUCAUAACUUUCCCUAUUUUUUUUCUCACAAAAACCCAAAACUCCUCAAGUCUCCCUCUACUCCUUCCCAAUUCUUCGGUUAAAAUUUUCCAAUCUAUCCACUUCUCUAACCCUAAAACCCUAAUUUCACCUCCGCAUAAUCGCACUCGACGAUUCCGUUUCAUCUAAUUCGUUAUUUGAUCUGAUCUGACUUUUUCGAUCAGUAAUCGGAUCUAGGUUUUUAAAUCCGAAUCAGAAACUGUAAAUUCCCAAAAUUUGAUUAUGAGGAAGAGAGAGAGAGAGAACCCUUGUUCGCUUUGCGGGCAUUAUCAUAAGUACGAGGAAGGAGAAGUCUGUGGAAUCUGUGGCCACCGUAUGCCGGAUCCCUCCCAUGUGGUGGCACCGCAAGUCCACGUCAGCGCUUUUCCGUCGGAGAUCUUGCCGGAGUUUCUUUACCUCGGGAGUUACGACAACGCCUCUCGCUCUGAGCUUCUCAAGACACAGGGAAUUUCUCGUGUUCUUAAUACGGUUCCCAUGUGCCAAAAUCUCUACAGGAACUCAUUCACUUAUCAUUGCCUUUCUGAUGAAAAAGUCUUACAAUUUGAUGAUGCUAUCCAGUUCUUAGACCAAUGUGAGAAGGACAAGGCACGUGUUCUUGUGCACUGCAUGUCGGGGAAAAGCAGAUCACCAGCGGUUGUUAUAGCGUACUUGAUGAAACGUAGAGGGUGGAGACUCGCUGAGAGUCAUCAGUGGGUUAAACAACGGAGACCUACAACUGAAAUAUUCUACCAACAACUGGAGGAGUUUGAGCAGACGAUUUUCGGAUCAAGAGAAGGGAUGAUGUCGGCAAUGAACAUCAACGAUGCUCCAACAUUUGGUUUUGGUUUCCCUAAGGUUAAUAUUAAUCAACCGCAAGUCCCUGUGUUCAACAAUGCUCCUACUUCAUCUAUAUUUUCAUCUCCUGCUUCAAGUGUCCCUCCUCAAGAGUUCACUUUUGGAGCAGCUCCAACGAAGCCAACAACCAGUGGUGAUAUUACUAUGGAUGGCUCUUAAAAUAAACUGAAUUUUCAUACUCUUUGCAACCAAAAAACAUACUAAGGAUGUUUUUUUUUUUUUUUUUUUUUUUUUUUUGUAAAUGGAUAUUGAUGCA
Messenger RNA from Thlaspi arvense, 1145 nucleotides. The record is from the annotation of a GenBank genome assembly. Lineage: Eukaryota; Viridiplantae; Streptophyta; Magnoliopsida; Brassicales; Brassicaceae.